CCAUUUCCUGUUGCUAACCCCCUGAAGCCUCUGGAAGCCACCGCAGAUAGCAGGAUUGUCACUGUCAGCCACUGGGUCUAAGACACUUAGUUCUAAGUUCAUGCAUACUUGCCGGUCGUACUUCCAAAAUGCUCUUCCUUGAUGUUUUCUCCUGGAGAAGACAGUGGCUAACUAGAGAGAGAUCUCAGGAAACAGGCUCGACAGCUGGAAAAUGAACUUGACCUGAAACUAGUUUCCUUCAGUAAACUGUGCACGAGUUACAGUCACAGCAGUGCCCGAGAUGGAAGACGCGACAGCUCUGACACAACACCUCUUUUAAAUGGAUCAAGCCAAGACAGAAUGUUUGAAACAAUGGCAAUUGAGAUUGAACAGCUUUUGGCAAGGCUUACAGGAGUCAAUGAUAAAAUGGCAGAAUAUACCAACAGCGCAGGUGUCCCCUCCUUGAAUGCAGCACUGAUGCAUACAUUACAGCGACAUAGAGACAUAUUGCAGGAUUAUACACAUGAAUUCCAUAAAACCAAAGCAAACUUUAUGGCAAUACGGGAAAGGGAGAAUCUCAUGGGAUCAGUACGAAAGGAUAUUGAGUCAUAUAAAAGUGGGUCUGGAGUAAACAACAGAAGAACUGAACUAUUUUUGAAAGAACAUGAGCACCUUCGAAACUCAGAUCGUCUGAUAGAAGAGACAAUAAGCAUUGCUAUGGCAACAAAAGAAAAUAUGACUUCACAGAGAGGAAUGUUGAAGUCAAUUCAGAGCAAAAUGAAUACUUUGGCCAAUCGUUUUCCUGCUGUGAACAGCCUGAUCCAGCGAAUCAACCUUAGGAAGCGGCGAGACUCACUCAUCCUGGGUGGUGUUAUUGGUGUCUGUACCAUCCUAUUGCUGCUGUAUGCUUUCCAUUGAUGGGACGCCUCCAGGGACUCGACAACUACCACUUUCAGGCCCUGAUCUGGAAUAAGGAAAAGGGAAGGAGAAGUUGACUGCGUGAUAAUUAGCCUGACCAGCAGGAUCAUCAGGGCUGAUAGUGCUGGACUCUGUGACCUGGUCAGGUUGAGCUGAAGCCACCGUUUUUCUAACACACUUCCUUCUGUUUUUAGUUUUAAAAAAAGGAAAAGUUUUCCGUUGCUUUUGUCUCCCCAGCGGGUAAGGAAAUGAGUCAGAAAGAGAGUCUGCACUUCAGUGAUAGUGUCGGAGGCUGAUGGCAAGCCAGGUCUUACAGCUGGGCUCUUCAGAAAACCAGGUCUCUCUCUACCCAAAGACUGCUUUCCUUUUAGCUGCCCGAUUGGGUUGUGAAUAAAAAUAGUUCUUGUCCUUUUAUUUUACACUCAUGAUGAAAAGUCACAAGUCGUUUUUAAAUCUGUACUAUAAAUUUCUACUCUGUGUCCCCAACUCAUUUGGUAUUCAAGGAAAAUUCCAUUUUUCACAGAUUCUUUGAGAUGCUGACAGGCCAACUUCAACAGAGUUGAGGUUGUCUUAAAUAAUAAACACUGCAAAAAAGCAUUUUUUUUUGUAAUUCUCACCCAAGGAUAUGUUUUUAUUGAUUUUUUUUUAAAAGGUAAUAUUUUUUUGUAACAUUGAAUUGCUUUUCCUUUUUUUUUUUUUUAAAUAUAUUUUAUUGAUUUCUUUACAGAGAGGAAGAGAGAGGGAUAGAGAGCCAGAAACAUCAAUGAGAGAGAAACAUCGAUCAGCUGCCUCCUGCACACACCCCCACUGGGGAUGUGCCUGCAACCAAGGUACAUGCCCUUGACCGGAACCGAACCCGGGACCCCCCAGUCCACAGGCCGACGCUCUAUCCCCUGAGCCAAACCGGUUAGGGCUGAUUUUUUUUUUUUAAUUUUAAUUAUUUUGACAAUGAGGAAGGUGGAGGGGGAGAGAGAGAAACAUCGAUUGGUUGCCUCCCAUAUGUGCCCUGACCAGGAAUCAAACCCGCAACCUGUUUUGGUAUACGGACAACGCUCCAACUGAGCCAGUCGGCGGGGGUAUUCUUUUUUUUUUACUCGUGUGCACAUUGGGCUUAACUGUAUUGCUGGAAAAGCAUCAAGAAUGAUAAGCUUUUUUUAAGGAGUCAAUUACUGUUUUGAUUUCUUCCAUUUUGGUUAAUAUUUGCUACUAGAAGACAAUGAAAUCUUAGUCCUACCAGGACAAAAGAAGCUAAUAGCCAAUGUCUGUCAAUGCCCCCAACUAUUCCUCAUGUCAGGAUUAGCACUGAUGGCUGAGGGAGGGGACUGCUCAGUUCUCAGUGAGAUCUACUGAACAAGCCAUGUGUAAAAAGACAUUGAUCAAGGGGUCACCAUUCAGAUAAUUCCAUUUGUAAAUGUUCCACGUUUAUGAGCAAAAGUUUUAAGAACUACCACCGGAUAUAACAGGAAUUCUGUGUUCUGUGAAAAUCUCUUCAUUCCAAAUCUUUUAAGCUUUUCCAAACAUCCAGAGAAGGGUGUCACUGUCGGAGAUGCACGUGACAGAAUCUCUGUCUGCACCUGUCCUCUCUCACCAUCUCCAGAGAGCGACAAAAUCUUCAACCACCCACCAGAAUUCUUAAGUUUAAUCAUUUCUCAGUUUCUGUAAGUUCAUUACUUUGUCUCACUGAACUACCCAAAUAGUUUGAAGACUUCCAACAUCUACAUCCUCACCAAGGAAGAGGCUGCUUUCACCACUGGAACUUCUUAUGCUAUUUACAGUAUUGGCUUCAGACGGCCACCGGGAAUGAAAGGGUAUUAGCAUGCAGUUCCUAGCUACAUCUAAGUGUCGAUGGUGUGUGUCAUUCAGAUGAACUUGAUGUACAGGCUGAUGGGUAAACUAAUCCAUGGUCUGAUACAGACACGGAAAGGUUUUUCAUUCUGGUGUCAGAGUUUUGUUAUAUUCUGGGUAUGAAAGGCAUUGGGUAUUUUUUUAACUAUGGGGUUUAUUUUUCUAAAUAUGGGUUGAUCAGCAGUUGAUUGGGGUCGCCCUUAAAAGAUAGUUUAAGUUUUCCCAAUGCGAACCUUCAAGGGUCAGGGAAGGUCAUUUAUUAAAUUCUCUGUUGGGAGAAAGCUCUUCUCCCCUGACACUAUAUUAUCUUUGAUUUUUCAAAGGGCCUUGAUUGGUGGUUGUACCUCAGCUAGAAUUUAUGGGACUUUGGUUGCUAUGUAGUUGGCAUUUAUAAAAUCUGGAGUUUCAUAAAUAAAAUUAUUUAUUUAAUUAUA
This is a messenger RNA of Eptesicus fuscus (big brown bat), 3176 nucleotides long. RefSeq names its product golgi SNAP receptor complex member 1 (gene GOSR1). The coding region runs from base 340 to 897 and encodes 185 amino acids. NCBI's taxonomy places the organism in Eukaryota, Metazoa, Chordata, Mammalia, Chiroptera, Vespertilionidae. Gene Ontology annotation, molecular function: SNAP receptor activity. The transcript has 9 exons. The record is from RefSeq and is a predicted model, not a curated record. Gene Ontology annotation, cellular component: cis-Golgi network; Golgi membrane; Golgi medial cisterna. Gene Ontology annotation, biological process: vesicle fusion; endoplasmic reticulum to Golgi vesicle-mediated transport.